AUGCGAUUCCCAAAGCUUCCGGCGAAAGCCGCGUACAUCCAUCUGGAGAACCCAGCAAGACGCAAUGCGCUGAGUCUGGAAGUGCUUGAAGAUCUCCGCACGCAGCUCCUCUCGCAUCUUACGUCACCAUCAUCAGGCAGGGUCCUCACCCUGCCUCCCUUCAAACCUUCCAUUCUGCAGGGGCUCGAGAGCGCGAGCCACGCGUCUGACUCGGGCAACAGGUGCUCGUCAGGGUACAGCUGGCUCCUCGACGCCGCAGAGUGGAACCGAGAGCGAGCCGGGCUGCCGAACGUUCUCGUACUCCGCAGCAGCGCCGGGCCAGUCUUCUCGUCCGGCCACGACCUCAAACAAUUAGCCUCGCUCUCGCAUCUCGAGCUGAAGCGCACGUUUGCCCUCUGCGCCGAAGUCAUGUCUCUCAUUCGCCAGAGCCCGGCACCCGUCGUCUGUCCCAUCCAUGGUCUCGCGACCGCCGCCGGGCUGCAGCUCGCGCUGUCCACGGAUUACCCCAUCGCCCUCUCCACCACGAAAUUCCAGCUUCCUGGCGCGAGCAUUGGGCUGCCGUGCACGAGCCCCGCGACGGCCGUAUCCCGGCGUCUGCCACCGGGGCAGGCAUUUCGGCUUCUCCUCACCGCCGAAGCGGUCGCUGCUAGCGAGAUGCGGGGUGCCGUCGAUGUGGUCCCGACGCCCGAGCACGCAGAAUCCACGGACACAGCGGCUGCCGCCUUUGAGGGUCGCGUUGCGGAGGUGGUGGAGCGGCUUGCGGGGUCGGCGGGUCAGCCGAUGGCGCUUGGGAAAUGGGCUUUUUGGACGCAGCUCGGCAUUAAGGGUGACGAUGCUGAUGGAAGAGGAGGCGAUGGUUAUGAGGAUGCGGCGAGCUGGGCAGGACGAGUUAUGGUGCUCCAUGCCCGAGGCGCCGAUGCAAAGGAAGGCAUCGAAUCCUUCACCGACAAGCGCAAGCCGCAAUGGCAGACUUGA
Colletotrichum orchidophilum is the source of this 975-nucleotide messenger RNA. Its product is annotated as enoyl-CoA hydratase/isomerase. NCBI's taxonomy places the organism in Eukaryota, Fungi, Ascomycota, Sordariomycetes, Glomerellales, Glomerellaceae. The transcript has a single exon. Gene Ontology annotation, molecular function: hydro-lyase activity. The record is from RefSeq and is a predicted model, not a curated record. The coding region runs from base 1 to 975 and encodes 324 amino acids.